Plodia interpunctella (Indianmeal moth) is the source of this 3928-nucleotide messenger RNA. RefSeq lists its product as uncharacterized. The transcript is spliced from 4 exons. NCBI's taxonomy places the organism in Eukaryota, Metazoa, Arthropoda, Insecta, Lepidoptera, Pyralidae. The coding region runs from base 184 to 681 and encodes 165 amino acids. The record is from RefSeq and is a predicted model, not a curated record.
CCCGCAGAAAAUAGGGUGUCGAAUCUGUCCUAUAACCUCCGAUAAAAUUAAUACAAUUUAUAGAUCAAAGAUGAAUCUUUUAUGAUAAUUGUGGAUUAAUUCGUGUAAAAAUCGUUCUAAGUGAUGUUGUGUGAGAUCGUUUGUGUUCUUGCGGUCACUCUGUAGCGUUUUUAAAAAUUAAACAUGGCCUCGAACCGAGGAAUUCAGAUCGGAUCCGCGUGGUUUCAACGGAAACUGAAUUUGAGGCCACAGCAUCGGGGCGUGCACCUGGUCACGGAGGAGAUCCUCAAGCAGGUGCCGGAACUCUCGCAGUUCGCGGUCGGUCUCUGCCAUAUCCAGAUAAUGCACACAUCUGCGAGCCUGGCGUUGAACGAGAGUUGGGACCCCGACGUUCGAGACGACAUGGAGAUGAUGCUCAACAAAAUAGUGCCAGAGGGUCUGCCGUAUCGCCACUCGUGCGAAGGUCCUGAUGACAUGCCAGCACAUGUGAAGGCCUGUUUCCUGGGCUCCUCCCUGACCAUUCCUAUCACAGACGGAAAACUGAAUCUGGGCACCUGGCAAGGCGUGUGGCUCUGUGAGCAUCGAAAUCACGCAGGCAGUCGGAAAGUGGUGGUGACGCUGUCGGGCUGCCCGCGCGACUCGCCGCUGUCGCCGGUGUCGGCGGCGUCGUGCUCCAGUUAGGAGCGGGGGGGGGGCGCGACCCCCCAUACGCACUCGCACUCGCGCCCCUCCUCCAAGAGCACCCGGAGGUAAACUCCGCCCGAGCACCUUUUAUAUGUCCGCACCCGACCUAGCUGGUAGUUCUUACUCUUAUCUUCGAGCGACAAUAUGUACAUAAGAUUAAUAUUUUGUACCGCUCCGUGUGGCGGCUUCGACGUACACUUUUAAAUUUUAAAACAUGCGCGGGCGACGAUCCUGCGCGAUCCUACUUGUAAUAUAGCGGUCAUAGGAAUUGAAAAUGUUUCUUUUUUUAGCUUCCGAUAUCUAUUUGAGUCGAAGCGCCACGCGAAGCACUGUGCCCUAUUGAUGUUACGUUCGGUCAGAUGUAACUGACCCCGUUGAAUUUGUACAUAAAAAUUAUGUGCGACGGUUUUAAAGUAUACAUUAAAGUAAUUGUUGUUUUGUUAUUGCGUCUUGUCGAUAUGUACAUAGAUCACGCGUGGACGGUGUGACCUCGCUUCGUAGGUUCGGUUGUUGAAAGGGUUGAUGUGGCACCUACUUCUACCAUAAAAAAUUGUAAUUAAGACAAAUAUGAGAUAAGGAAUAAUGAUUUGAAGCGAUUGACUAUUUACACACUACUGCACACUUCAAAUUUUUUCAAAGUUCACCGGGAGACACAAUAUUUUUUAACAUGACAGCACGUUAGAGGUUGUUUUGAGAGGUCGGACACUCAUUUUAUUACACCAAUUUUGUAUGUAAUCGCACUGGUUAACGGUCAGUUCGUGUAAGUUUUAAGAGCAGUAGGUUAUACUUAAUACUUUGUAUGUGUACAAUAGCUGACUUCUAUCUCCGUGUUAGGUUAGACUUAUAACGAUUAGUAUGUGAAACAUGUCCAUAGCUUUAAAUGUGUCACACCCGUUGUAUCAACGGGUCCUUCACGGGAAGACAAUGAGCUAACAUUUGGUACCACUAGGUAGUAGUUGUAUAUCAUUAUUCAUAAGGUCAUGUAAGUGCCUCGGAAUAAUGGGGUGGUUAUGUUACUUUGCAGACUGGGAUUCCAAAAUAAGAGUCGCGUUGGUCUUUUGUUGGCUUUAUAUCGACACCGAAUACUUCGUCACUCGUGAUAGACACAGCCCUUGUGGUUUCAUCAUUUCUUUUUCAGUAUAAAGUGAAAAGAAAAAACUGUAAAUGCAAUAAUUUCCUCAUUCUGGAAUGUACUACGUAAUAGAAUAAUCGAUUUUAAUUUUGCAAUAUUAAUAAAAAGCGUAUGUGUAUAGUUGUAUGUCUUCCUAAGUAAGUUCCAUCACAUAUGAUCAAGUUUAGCGUAACUGUCGGACGGAGUAAUUGGCACUCGUGCGCGGCAGUAGGGUAUGUAACAUCACCUUUAUAUCCGGCCACAUAGCUACAUAUACUUUAAAUACCUAAUGUGUAAUGAUAUUAUUGCUAUAGGGAGUUGCAAAUUGAUUCCAAUGAGCAAAGCCAUUUAAUAUAUUAAUAUUAUAAAAUGAUGGUAAAGAGUAGUGUGUCCUUUAUAUGAAUGGAGGAGAAUAGUUUCAAUACUAAUUUACAGGGUUGUAAACCUUGAUUUUUUACAGGAAAUUACUGUAUGUAUUCCAGUGGACAUUCCAUAUGUAAUAGGGUCGCGGUAGAGCUCGCUGCAGACACUGUUAAUUUGCGUAAACAGCUUUUGAUGUACCAUCAGAUCGCUUGUGUGGCACAAUUUUACACAUGACAAUUAGUUAGGAGUUAAUGAAUUAUAAAUAAUAGGAUACAGUUGACGUAAAGGCGAUGUGUGCGGACAGGGCCGGCCUCGCCCGCGACCCCACUCGCCCCCCUUUUGAUACCGCAUUGUACAAAGUGUAGAUGUCACAGACAUAAACCGUUUUGUCUCAUGGACAACCUUAGAUUUACUUCACUUAGGGAGCUUGAUGUAAUUCAUAAUCGGCCGUUUUAUAAAUCCACAAAAGUUUCCGAUUUCGGUUAUUACCUCGGUCGUUUAGAUGUAAGUAAUAUUACUUAUAUAUUAUUAUUCUGAUAUAUCUUAAAUGCGUUUAACUUUCAUAAAGCUUUUAUUGAAUCAUGAUUAGUUAUCAUCGAUGUAUACUUUGUCUAUUCACACAACGCCUAAGCUACUUUAUUUUUUUAACAUUUUUGCAUUUGUAUGUUUUUGCUUUUCAUAUUGUUAUCACUUUUUCUCUUUUGGAUAGAAUUUGGGGGAGUCGGGUAAGGGAUGGCUAUUAAGUGCUUUUUAAAACAUAAUUAAUUAAGGAUUUGUAAAUAUUUUUUGCAUUAAUAUAGUGUACAUGUACAUUUACCCAUGUACAUACAGUGAUUAAAAUAUAUAAAAAAUGUUCAAGUGCUAUUCGUGUAUGGAUGUUAGGUAUGCCACUGCCAUGGAUCAUCUGCCUCUUGUAUUAACAUUUGACAUUCCUUAUUGAAUCAUUGUUUUGAUAAAUUAAGAAGAUUAGGCAGCUGAAGUAUCCUACUAAGUAAUUAAGUUCCAAAAUGCGGCCAGCGACUGGUUCGCGUGGAGUUACUUGCAUUCUUUUGUUUUAGUUUUUAAGCAUUCAUUACUGGGACAUUUUACUUUUGUUGUACCAAUAUUUAACCUGUAGAUGUCCCAUGUUAGGCUGUUACAAUAACAACGAAUGUGUCUAGUGCUACCCUCUGCCUAUCAUAGAAUUGACUUACAUUGUACUUGUCUAAAUCUGUGUUCGAUCAUAUGCUGAUGUAUUCGAAAUAAUGUACCUAUAUGUAAGUACAUGUACCAAAGACACAAAUAGCCAAUGUAAUAAUAAGGUACGUUGUUUUGUUCUCUUUCGUAUGAUGCAUUGAGUGUUUCACAUUUUUGAAUAUAUUGCAGUAAUAAGCGUAACAAAUUCACUUAUAAGGGCACGAAUUUUUAAUCUACUUAUUUAUGUAUUUAAAGUUAUUAUUGGUACUUACUUUGUUAUUUAUAAUAUUAAUUGCACAUAGGAAAAAGAGGUUGUAAUCAGGAUUAAUAAAAUCAAAAAUGGGAGACAAAUAAUUUGUGUGUAUAUUAUUUAAGAUCAAUAUUAUUAUAUCAAAAUAUGAUUGUACAGUAAAGUUCAUUAUUCACUUUCUUAGAACCUCGUCAGAUGUAUAUUGUUGGUUUUACGCGCUCACUUGUAAGUGACAUCCGAAUAUCUGUCACAAUAAAAGUUUAAUUGUAUCAUAUACAUAACUUGUACAAUAUAAAUAUAUAGAUCCACAAUUAUGAAAGAGAUUAAAUAUUUGCAAAAGUUAA